GGAACCUCGGCGGGCGGGCGGGCGGGCGGUGAGCAGGCCCCGGGCCGGGAGGCUGCGGGCGGCGGCGCUGGGCCCGGCGCGGCGAGAGGCCCGGAGAUGCCGAGCAAGAAGAAAAAGUACAACGCGCGGUUCCCGCCGGCGCGGAUCAAGAAGAUAAUGCAGACGGACGAAGAAAUCGGGAAGGUGGCGGCGGCGGUGCCUGUCAUCAUCUCCCGGGCACUGGAGCUGUUCCUGGAGUCGCUUUUGAAGAAGGCCUGCCAAGUGACUCAGUCCCGAAACGCCAAGACCAUGACCACAUCCCACCUGAAGCAGUGCAUUGAGCUGGAGCAGCAGUUUGACUUCUUGAAGGACCUGGUGGCAUCUGUGCCUGACAUGCAGGGGGAUGGGGAAGACAACCACAUGGACGGGGACAAGGGUGCCCGCAGGGGCCGGAAGCCAGGCAACAGCAGCCGGAAGAAUGGUGGGAUGGGAAGCAAAGGCAAGGACAAGAAGCUAUCAGGGACAGACUCGGAGCAGGAGGAUGAGUCUGAGGACACUGACACUGAUGGGGAAGAGGAGACACCGCAGGCCCCACCCCAGGCCAGCCACCCCCCUGCCCACUUUCAGAGCCCCCCAACACCUUUCAUGCCCUUCACCUCGACUCUGCCUCUGCCCCCAGCGCCCCCGGGCCCCUCAGGACCUGAUGCAGAGGAUGAAGAGGAUUAUGACUCCUAGCACCCUCUGCCCCCCAGGCCACACCCCCUUUUAGUUGGUUUUAGUUGUUCUGGGCGGAGGAGAGAAGAUAGAGCUGUUCUUAAAUUUAUUAAAAAAAUAAAUAAAUAAAAGGGAACAUCAGUGUUUA
Molecule: messenger RNA, 841 nt
Organism: Eptesicus fuscus (big brown bat)
Lineage: Eukaryota; Metazoa; Chordata; Mammalia; Chiroptera; Vespertilionidae
Gene: DRAP1
Product: DR1 associated protein 1
Exons: 7
Coding region: 97-714 (205 amino acids)
Biological process (GO): positive regulation of transcription by RNA polymerase II; negative regulation of transcription by RNA polymerase II; transcription by RNA polymerase II
Cellular component (GO): nucleus; negative cofactor 2 complex
Molecular function (GO): transcription corepressor activity; transcription coactivator activity; core promoter sequence-specific DNA binding
Source: RefSeq, a predicted model, not a curated record